This is a messenger RNA of Fusarium poae, 1110 nucleotides long. RefSeq lists its product as uncharacterized. The transcript is spliced from 3 exons. Gene Ontology annotation, molecular function: coenzyme A diphosphatase activity; acetyl-CoA hydrolase activity. The record is from RefSeq and is a predicted model, not a curated record. Lineage: Eukaryota; Fungi; Ascomycota; Sordariomycetes; Hypocreales; Nectriaceae. Gene Ontology annotation, biological process: coenzyme A catabolic process. Bases 1 to 1110 code for a protein of 369 amino acids.
AUGAUCCACGAUACAGGGGCCUCAAUCAAUAACGAGCCCUCAAACGAUACAGAACCAGCUGAAAGCCACAGCAUCACUGACGUCGAGGUUGUUGAGGCGCUACAGAAGGGCAUCCGCGAAGCUGCUAGUGAUAACGUUAGGGAGGAGCUGAUCAACGAGGGAGAGGCGUCGCUUUAUUAUGACUCUCUGACCAUGUCGCCCUUGAAUGCAAUGUCCUCUGCUGCUAUUGCCCGCUUCCGCGCCUACAAGCCUCCCUCAUUCCCGCUAUGGGACCGUCUUCCGGUUCGGAGACGUGCUGCUGUCUUGAUACUUCUGUAUGCUGACCGCCGUGGUGAUUUACGUGUUGUCAUCACCAUGCGUGCCGCGAGCUUGAGGAAUUUCUCGGGGCAUGCCGCCUUCCCUGGGGGCAAAGCGGAUAAUGCUCAAGAGACACCAUUCCAGAUCGCCCGCAGAGAAGCUUGGGAAGAGAUCGGGCUUCCGAUGGACGAUUCCAAACUCCCUAAACCAUUCCGCCUAGAGCAUCUCUGCUAUCUGCCGCCUUCUCUGGCCCGAACGCAUCUCGUGGUGAGACCUUGCGUUGCAUUUCUACAUGCGGAUCAGCGAACAGCAGGAGAGCCCGCUCCUAAUGUGGAGGAGUCCAUGAUUCCCCGCUUAGACGCACGCGAAGUUGCUGCUGUCUUCAGCGCACCUUUCUACAAUUUUCUCCAGGCGAACGACCUCCCUCCUGCUCCUGGCGAGUCGCGACAGUGGUACGAUGGCUUCUGGCAUUCAUGGAAAGACCACAAAUGGCGAGUGCACAACUUUUACGUACCCGUCAAUAACCAGAGCAUAUCCAAACCACGAAAGGACAGCGAGCAAAGCCAACUGGUAGAAAAGCUGGAGAAAGAAGAGGAGCCAGACGGCAGAUUCAAGGUGUGGGGGAUGACAGCACGUAUCCUAGUAGACGCGGCGAGAAUUGCAUAUGCACAGGAGCCUGGGUUUGAGCACAACGAUAGUUUCGGUGAUGAGGAUAUUAUUGCGCAUGCGGACAGCUUGGGAGAGCUGGGGGACAAGGUUCAGGAGAAGCCACACGAAAAGAAGACCGAACCUGGGGAGGCAGCAAAGAUGUAG